AUGUCGGCAAACACGGUCGCCGCGAAAAGGACGUGGUUGGUCGACUGGAACAGCCCGCCUUUAUCUUGGUGUGUCAACUCUAUCGGGCGUCAGAACAAGGCUGUGACGACGACACUCUGUUUUCACGAGCACGCCACAAGACAUGACGGCAUUGCUAGUCCAAGUAGGAUCGCCAACACGAGCACGAGCACUAAGGCACCGCCGCAAGCCCAGACUGCUGGAUGGGUUAGCAAGCAAAAGUCAAACCUUGCCCACGUUAAAGAGCAAGGUUUGGCGUCAUCACUGCAUCGAGUUUGUGCCUUGCGACACGCAGCAGCACGGCUCGAGGUGGCUAUGGAGGCGAUUCUCGCUUUGCUUCCCUUUCGGUCGGGUCGGUUUAGUCGAGCUCGAGCGCUCCAUGCUAGUGGUACAUGCCUGGCGUGUACCGUCGCGCUUGUCUGUCCACAUCCGUGGCCGUACGGAUUUUCUGGCGGUACCAUGUUUUCUGACCGAUCCCGAGUCUGUGACGCCAUGUAUCAUGACCAAGGUCUGCUUGUUGGACGCCGAAGCAGCCCACUCGUUGCCGAGCUUGGCUGCAUGCCACCGGCUCUUUCUAGACCGGACACGUUCGGUUGCUUUACCGAUCGACGAGAUGAAAGAGCCGACGCAAAUGGCACGUUAAGAGAUGCAUCGAGAUUGGUGCAAUGCAACGCGCUCUGCUUCGUCGUUGGUCCGCUCGUAUCAUAUGCAGACGUGCAAGUGACAACAACAAGGUUUGGUGGUCUAUUUCCAGUUGGCUACAUACAAUGUGUGGUCAACGCGGACACAGAUGCCGCGACAGUGCUACCCUAA
Messenger RNA from Mycosarcoma maydis (corn smut), 831 nucleotides. RefSeq lists its product as uncharacterized. NCBI's taxonomy places the organism in Eukaryota, Fungi, Basidiomycota, Ustilaginomycetes, Ustilaginales. The record is from RefSeq and is a predicted model, not a curated record. The transcript is spliced from 2 exons. The coding region runs from base 1 to 831 and encodes 276 amino acids.